Pseudocercospora fijiensis CIRAD86 is the source of this 411-nucleotide messenger RNA. RefSeq lists its product as uncharacterized. The record is from RefSeq and is a predicted model, not a curated record. NCBI's taxonomy places the organism in Eukaryota, Fungi, Ascomycota, Dothideomycetes, Mycosphaerellales, Mycosphaerellaceae. The transcript is spliced from 2 exons. The annotation marks the transcript as partial.
UCAAAAGCUGCAGCAGCAGCCCUCGCACGUCCAAAGCAGAAGCGGAAGUCGACUGGUAAGAAGAUCGCGCAGACUCGGCCCAUUCCUCGCUCGUAUGAUGAAUGCGACGAGGCGGACAAAAUGCUCCUCGAGCUCCGCGAUGAUGGUGGCGAUUGGAAGGAUAUUAGGCCGAAGUGGACGGAGCUCACGGGAGAGGGGACUGCGCCUUCUACGUUGCCUAAUCGCUAUGCGCGGAUUAAAUCCAAUCUCACCGUGAUCGAAGAAGGUGACAAUGAACGUCUUCUUCAAGCUAAGCGUCAAGUUGAGGAUACAUUUGAUGCGACGAAGUGGGAGCUCAUCGCCAAUCUUGUGGAGGAGAAAGGUGGACAGCGGUACAUGGGUCUCGUGCUGAAGAGACAGUACAAGAAGCUU